This is a messenger RNA of Ectocarpus siliculosus, 2332 nucleotides long. NCBI's taxonomy places the organism in Eukaryota, Phaeophyceae, Ectocarpales, Ectocarpaceae. The record is from the annotation of a GenBank genome assembly.
AUGGGCGGCGGCGGGAUGAUGGGGGGUAGGGACGGCGGUUACGACAACCCCCCGGCGUCGAGCGAGGGCCGCCCGCGCCUGCAGCUGCAGAGCCGCAAGGCGCCCCCGCCGUUGCCGCCGAUGGGUUCCAAGGAAGACAAGGCGGCGGCGGAGGCGGCGGCACCGGCACCGGCCCCUGCUCCCAAGCCGGCCGGGCCGAGAGCAAACCCGUUCGGGGCGGCGCAAGCGGUAGACACCACCCAGAAGGACAAGGAGAUCGAGGCGAAGGUCGAGGCCGCGAGACAAACGUCCUUCCGCCGUAGGGACGAGGCCGUUCGCUCAAGCAAGCCUGCGGAGGGAGGCGGCGAGGACGGGGGCGCGACUGCUGAUGAUGAUGGCGCAGCGGGAGAAGAUGCUUCUCCCGCUACUGCGGCGAUGGAGGACGGCACAACCAAGACGGCGGCCGACGCUGAGGGCGACGAGAGCGAGCCCGCCGCCGCCGCACCGAAGGAAGGCGACACUGCCGGGGAGGAGGACGGCAAGCCGAAGGCGGAGCCGGCCAAGCCUGUCGGAAGAUGGGCGGCCCUCCGAAGGGAGGGAGGGGGAGACGACAGGAACGCCGCGCCGGCCGCGGGGGGUUUCUCAAGGAGGGAUCGCGACGAAGACCGCAGAGGUAGCGGCGGCGGCGGGUUCGACGGCCGCGGCGGCGGUGGCGGACGCGACGGGGAACGGCCGUCUUUCGGGAGGAGAAACGAGGGCGACUCCGCCGGCGGCGGCGCGGGUGGCGGGUUCGGCGGUGGCAGGGGUAUGGAGCGAGAGCCUUUCCAGCCCCCGGCGCCUCCCGCGGGCAACGCCUUCGCCAAGCGCUUCGGCUCUAACUUCGACCGCGACUCGGAGCGAUACCCGCGUCCCAACGCCGGAGGCAUGGGUGGCGGUGGCGGGUUCGACCGCAGAGACGAUGACCGACGUGGUGGAUUCGACCGUCGAGAUGACGACCGCCGCGGCAGCGGCGGGAGCGGGGGAGGCUUUGACCGGCGUGACGACAGCGGCGGCCGCAUGGGGGGACGGGGGGGCUUCGACCGACCAGACGACCGACGUAGCGGAGGCAUGGGCGGGGGCGGCUACGACCGUAGGGACGAAGGUCGCGGGGGCGGCAUGGGAAUGGGCAGCUCUAGGUUCAGCAGGGACAGCCACGACGACGGUGGCGGAGGGGGCGCCUACCGUCGGCCGGGCGCCGGCUCCCCCGAGGCGCGGGCGAGCCCCCUCGCUCGCCCGUCCGGCGGCGGCGGCUUCAAAGGUGGUCGAGAUUCGUCGACGUCGCCGACAGCGGCGUCCCUGUCCAAGAUGUCAAUCAAGGAGCCCAAGAAGGAGGUAGCCGCCGCCGCCGCGGCGCCGGUGGAACCAAAACCCGAGCCCGAGCCGGUGCCGGAGCCGGAGCCGGAGGAGCCGAAGGAAGACCCCGUCGAGGUCGCGCGCGCGUCGGCGGCGGAGGCGCUGGCGAGCGGGAAGCGCGGCAAGGACCUCAAGGAGUUCGUGCUGGCGCAAGAGAAGCGGACGACCGCGGGCGCGCUGCUCGCCGCGGCCCUCGAGGGCACGGCGUCCCCCGAGGACAUGAAGUGGAUGGGGAAGGACGAGUUCGGACCGGCGCUCACGGCGCUGUCGACGGGCAAGGACAGCACGCAGCAGCAGAUGGGCAUGAUCUAUGCGGUCGUGGCCAAGUGCCACCAGCUGGGGUUCCCGAAGAUCGGGGGGGCCGCGGUCGUGCAGACCAUCUUCAUGGGCAUGUACAACGACGACCUCUGCGAGGAGGAAGCCUUCAUCGAGUGGAAGGACGACGUGGACAGCACUGCCGAGGGUCGCAUGAAGGCCGUGAUGCAGACCACGCCAUGGUUCGUUUGGCUGGAGUCUGUGGAAGAGGAGGAGGACGAAGACGAAGAAUAAUGAGUUUAAAUCUCCAGUUUGCACCGGAUGUUCGCGAGGCGUAACGCCUGCUUGGUCGACGAAAUCUCGAAAGUGCACUUUGCCGGGGUGAUUUUUGUGUGUGGAGUUUUUGGAGACCAACGCCGUCUUAGUCGUGGGAAUUGUCUCUCAAGUGGUGGAUGAGUGCAAACGCCAUUCAGUCGGGCGAAUCUCCGAGAUGCUUUUGUUUUGUUGUCGUGAUAACAGGGGAGACUACGCGUGUGUACCAGUAAUCUGAGACUGACUCAAGCAGCUCCAAUGAUUGUGAUUGCCGGGAUUUCGGUGGAGUUUGUUGUCUCCCUCUCGGAGCUCGUGUUCUUGUGGUAUCAUGUUUAUUCAUUGCUCGUCUUUCGCAAGACAUAUUUUCUUGUUUGGGGAGGGUGGGCGCGGGGGG